UUUGGACCCGCCGACCCGCGACCGACGAACAGGCCCCUCGCUUCGCGUGUGCCAUGUCUGGUUCCUCCAGCGUCGCUGCUAUGAAGAAAGUGGUUCAACAGUUCCGGCUGGAGGCCGGCCUCAACCGCGUGAAGGUGUCCCAGGCAGCUGCAGACUUGAAACAGUUUUGUCUGCAGAAUGCUCAACAUGAUCCCCUGCUGACUGGAGUAUCUUCAAGUACAAAUCCCUUCAGACCCCAGAAAGUCUGCUCCUUUCUGUAGUCAAACAAAUCUAUCAGAGGGUUCCUAAACCACUUCUCAUUAACCGGUGAAUAUUCAUUCAAGAGAGCUAAAUUUGAAGCCUGUACAAAAAGCUUCCCUUAACACAUGUGCCAUAAUAUACAAACUUCUACAUU
Ochotona princeps (American pika) is the source of this 394-nucleotide messenger RNA. RefSeq names its product guanine nucleotide-binding protein G(I)/G(S)/G(O) subunit gamma-5. The coding region runs from base 54 to 260 and encodes 68 amino acids. Gene Ontology annotation, cellular component: heterotrimeric G-protein complex. Gene Ontology annotation, biological process: G protein-coupled receptor signaling pathway. The record is from RefSeq and is a predicted model, not a curated record. NCBI's taxonomy places the organism in Eukaryota, Metazoa, Chordata, Mammalia, Lagomorpha, Ochotonidae. The transcript has a single exon. Gene Ontology annotation, molecular function: G-protein beta-subunit binding.